Messenger RNA from Erythranthe guttata (spotted monkey flower), 2148 nucleotides. The record is from RefSeq and is a predicted model, not a curated record. Lineage: Eukaryota; Viridiplantae; Streptophyta; Magnoliopsida; Lamiales; Phrymaceae.
UAUAUAUUCUUUCGAAUAUCACUCUUAGUGUCUUUUAAUGUUGAUUUAAAGAUUCGCAAAAGGGUUUUAUAUUAUGCAGAAUAAUAUUUAUUUUGAGUUUUCUUGCGUUUCGUAAAGAAAUCUUAUAAUACCUUAGAGAUCGUAUCACAUAUAUGAAAAAAAAAAAGCAAAAUUAUUACAUACUAAUGAACAAGAUAAUGCAAUAUUCAUUACUGUUGUGUUCAAUCGAUUGCAGAUAAUUACUAUGGAGGAGACAAGAAGAUCUGGAAACUACGGAACGAGCAUUUGGGAUCAUGAUUACGUUCAGUCUCUCACUACUCCAUACACGGACAAUAAAUACAUAGAGCAAGUUGAGAAGCUGAAAAAACAGGUGCAGAUAAUCAUCGACGAAACCGAAAAUCAUACGCUAGCGCAACUUGAACUUAUCGAUAAUCUGCAGAGGUUCGAUAUAUCCAACCACUUCGAGGAUUCAAUCAAAAAGAUCUUGGGAGACAUUUACCGUGAUGAAUUUGAUGACAGCAAACACAUGCAACACUUGCAUGUUACAUCCCUCAAAUUUAGACUUCUCAGACAAAAUGGAUUUCUUGUCCCUCAAGGUGCAUUUUAUAUAUAUUUUUUAUUUGAUAACACCAAUAUUUUUUUAAUUUUUUUUUUAAAUUUAUUUUAUACAGAGGUUUUCGGUAGUUUCCUGGACAAGGAAGGAAAUUUUAAGGAGUGCUUUGCUGGUGAUGUGAAGGGGGUUUUGUCUCUGUAUGAAGCUUCGUUUUUAUCCGUCGAAGGUGAGAGAAUAUUGGAUUCUGCCAAAAAAUUCUCGACUCGUCAUCUAAUUGAAAAGGUGAAACAAGUUGAAGAUGCGAUUCUUGCCGAGAAAGUGAGGCAUGCAUUGGAGCUUCCACUGCACUGGAGAGUGCAAAAACUCGAAGCAAGAUGGUUUAUGAACAUCUACAAUGGUGACCCUAUUCUACUUCAGUUGGCUGCACUGGACUUCAACAUGGUGCAAACUAUAUAUCAGGACGAAAUUAAACAGCUGUCGAGGUGGCAUAAGGAAACCGGUCUUGCUGACAAGUUGGGGUUUGCCAGAAACCGAUUGCCGGAGAGUUACUUAUGGGCCGUGGGAUUUACACCCGAGCCUCAAUUUAGGUUUUCCAGGGAGAUUAUGACCAAGAUUGCUGUAAUGAUUGUAAUUAUGGACGACACAUACGAUGUGUACGGUACGAUGGAUGAACUCGAGAUUUUCACCGAGAUGGUCGAGAGGUGGGAUAUUAACGCAUUGGACCGCUUACCCGAAUACAUGCGAAUCAGCUUCCUAGCUCUGUUUAACUGCGCUAAUGAAUUGGCUUACAAAAUUCUCAGGGACCAAGGUCUCAACAUCAUCUCAAAACUGAGAAAAUUGUGGGCAGAACUGAGUAGAGCUUACUAUCAAGAAGCAAAAUGGUUCCACAGUGGGUAUCGCCCGAGCACGAACGAGUACAUCAAUGUAGCCUGGCUUACAAUUCCAGGCCCAGUGCUUCUUUUCCAUGGUUACUUUUGUGUAACAAAUCCCAUUAACACCAAGGAGCUGCACUUUUUAGAGCAAUACCCUGGAAUUAUUCGUUGGCCUGGCAUUGUUCUUCGCCUCUUAGGCGACUUGGGCACUUCAUCUGCUGAAAUAAAACGAGGGGAUGUUCCGAAAUAUAUAGAGUGUUACAUGCACGAAACAUGCUGUUCUGAAGAGGACGCACGCGAGUACAUCAAGAAAGAUCUGAUUGAUGAUCUGUUGAAGAAGAUGAACAAAGAAAUACUAUUUAUGGAUAAGCCCAUAAAGAAUUUUCAAACAACUGCUAUGAAUCUUGUUCGGAUUGGUUUCAGCUUUUACCAGUUUGGUGAUGGUUUUGGUUCACCAUAUAGCGACACCAAGAGAAAUUUGGUCUCACUCUUGGUUGAACCAAUCCCUAUUCCAUCAACAAGCUCUUGAAAGCAAUGCACACCCACUCGCACCCAAACUUGUCGGAGACAAUCGAAUAAAGUAAUUUGUAUUUCUAGUAUUUUCAUUUUUCGUCGAGCUAAGACGACCGAAUAAAGUAAUUUGUAUUUCUAGUUUUUUCAUCCUUCGUCGAGCUAAGACGAUCGAAUAAAGUUAUUUGUAUUUCUAGUAUUUUCAUUUUUCGU